This is a messenger RNA of Rhodamnia argentea, 2265 nucleotides long. Its product is annotated as aluminum-activated malate transporter 9-like. Bases 247 to 1800 code for a protein of 517 amino acids. Gene Ontology annotation, biological process: malate transport. Lineage: Eukaryota; Viridiplantae; Streptophyta; Magnoliopsida; Myrtales; Myrtaceae. The record is from RefSeq and is a predicted model, not a curated record. Gene Ontology annotation, cellular component: plant-type vacuole membrane. The transcript is spliced from 6 exons.
CUCAGCUACAACCCACUCCUUUAAAUCAGAUUGUCCUUUCCAAAUCUAUGUCAUGCACAAAUCUUCUAAUGCCUAUCUCCUACUACUGCUGCUAGCUCACGUUCAUUCAUCUAUAAAAACGAAGUUUACUUCUUGGGGCAAGGCAACUGAGGUCUCUUCAUUCAUCUAGGACUCUCAGUAUUGGACUUAAGUCAACUGCAAAUUGCCAGGAUUUUGAAGCACGAUCAUCUGGAAACUUUCGGAAGGAUGAAAGGGAAAAAGGGUAGUGUCGAAAUCGACAUUCCUUUGGCUACCAAGAGUAAUAACCAGCCAGGAAGCGGGAAGGAGUUCGCGUACGACCAUGGGUUCUCAUGCAAAGCGUGGUUGCAGAGUGUCUUGGAGUUUUGCAAGGAAGAUAGCAACAGAGUGAUAUUUGCUCUCAAAGUUGGCCUAGCUGUUCUGCUUGUGUCCUUGCUGAUAUUGUUCCGCGCACCCUAUGAAAUUUUCGGCACCAACAUUAUUUGGUCGAUCCUCACCGUCGCCAUCAUGUUCGAAUAUACAGUUGGUGCUACUUUUAACCGAGGAUUCAACCGAGCGCUCGGCAGCUUGCUCGCGGGGAUUCUGGCCAUCAUGGCUGGUCAGCUCGCUUUCUGUGCCGGCCAGGUUGCCGAACCUUUUAUAAUUGGCAUCAGCAUUUUCCUCGUUGGAACUACUACAUCGCUCCUGAAACUGUGGCCGUCACUCGUUCCGUAUGAGUACGGAUUCAGGGUCAUACUCUUCACCUUCUGCUUGAUAAUAGUAUCCGGUUAUAGAAUGGGAAGCCCGAUAAGGACGGCGAUGAACAGGCUCUACUCAAUUGCCAUUGGAGGGUUUGUGGCGGUCAUAGUCAAUGUGCUUGUUCAUCCUAUCUGGGCCGGAGAGCAGCUGCACAAGGAACUGGUCAAGAGCUUCAACUCGGUCGCUGACUCGCUAGAAGAGUGCGUGAAGAAGUAUUUGGAAGACGACGGUUCAGACCAUCCAGAGUUUUCCAAGACAGUCAUGGACGAAUUUCCCGAUGAGCCUGCUUACCGGAAAUGCCGUGCAACGUUGAACUCCUCAGCGAAGCUUGAUUCUUUGGCAAUUUCGGCAAAAUGGGAGCCACCUCAUGGAAGAUUCCGACACUUCUUCUACCCGUGGUCAGAGUAUGUCAAAGUCGGGGCAGUCUUGAGGUACUGCGCUUACGAGGUGAUGGCUCUUCAUGGUGUUCUGCACUCAGAGAUUCAGGCUCCAUACAAUCUCCGGAUUGCCUUCCGUUCAGAGAUUCAAGACGUCGCCAGUCAAGCGGCGGAGCUGAUGAGGAGCUUGGGGAAGGACAUUAGCACCAUGAAGAGAACACUCAAGACUUCUCUCCUAAAAAGAGUUCACUCCUCUGCCGAGAAGCUGCAGGGCGCUAUAGACCUGCACUCUUAUCUCCUCACAUCCCACAUCAACACGCCCGAAAGACCAUCCAUCAGCAAGCCGCUCAAUCUGAAGCCUGAUGAAAGCUCUGGCGAGCAGAACUCGGGGCCUGCAGUGCAGCAGCCCGAGACGUACCAUGAGAUGAUGAGGAAGCAGUCGAGGAGGCUCUAUUCGUGGCCAUCGAGAGAAGUCGACGCUUUCGAAGAAGAGGGUGCGUUGAACAUGGAUUUCUCGCCGAGAAUGAAUGCCCUCGAGAGCACUGCAUCGCUUUCGCUCGUGACGUUCACGUCACUCCUCAUCGAGUUCGUGGCAAGGUUGGAUCAUUUGGUUGAAGCAGUUGAAGAGCUCUCUAAGAUGGCCAGGUUCAAGUCCGAGGCCCUGUAACUGGGAGAGACUGAGACGACUUACUAAACAAAUGUUGACUUCACAUAAUACUGAACGAGGAUGGGUUACAGAUGAAGUUUCUUGUAAACCAGAACCACGAGCCUUCAGGAACAUAAUACAUAUACUAUGUAAAAAUCAGAGUACAAGAGCCGACGGAUGGAACAAGUUCUGAUUUUUAUUUUAUUUUUUUCACUUGCUUAAUACAAUCUAUGUAGUGUUUUUCCUAAGUACGGAUGAUCAUGGGUGCAGAAUCCAGAAUCUGGUAAUACCAUUUGAAGUUAAAAGUAUGCCCACUUGCCAACCAUAGUUGAUGAGUAAGAUGCGGUAAGUCCAAAGGGAAAUGUUUAGCUAAUGGUGCCGGGAUACUUCAAACAGAAACAGUAGCUUCUCCACCUCUAAUUUGGGAAAAUUCGAGAAACUGGAAGCUGUCGCUUGGUGGGAUUUCCUCAUAUUCCAUUGAGUGAG